Schistocerca nitens (vagrant locust) is the source of this 1150-nucleotide messenger RNA. Its product is annotated as ubiquitin thioesterase otubain-like. The transcript has 6 exons. The coding region runs from base 138 to 935 and encodes 265 amino acids. Gene Ontology annotation, biological process: protein K48-linked deubiquitination. The record is from RefSeq and is a predicted model, not a curated record. NCBI's taxonomy places the organism in Eukaryota, Metazoa, Arthropoda, Insecta, Orthoptera, Acrididae. Gene Ontology annotation, cellular component: nucleus. Gene Ontology annotation, molecular function: ubiquitin binding; cysteine-type deubiquitinase activity.
CUUAAAACUCUAUGUCGAAAACGAAAAUGUGUGUCGCUGGAAGAUUCUAUGGGGGGUGAUGCGAAUUAUUGAAUGCUGAUGAUUUAUUGAAGCGUACUAUGCCUGAGUAAUUGUUUCACUAUUUUAAUUAGUGUACGAUGGAGGACAGUAAUGAUUUGCAUAAUAAUAAAUUCGAUCCAAGUGCCAACCAAGAUGAGCUGAUUUUGCAGCAACAAAGAAGAAUAGAAAAAGAAAUUUCAGAGACAACGCCUCUUGUUGGUGAUAUCCAAAGCAUUUCUUCGUUGGAAAGCGAAUAUUCGGCCGACGACAUAUAUAGGCAAAAAGUACUGGAUUUAGCUAAAAAAUAUAAGAGUAUUCGGCGAACGCGACCUGACGGAAAUUGCUUUUUUCGUGCCUUUAGUUACGCCUAUCUUGAACGUCUACUCGGGAACCGCGAGGACUAUGAAAGAUUUCGUGAUUGGGCACUCAAAAGCAAGGAUAAUUUAGUGGCUCUGGGUUUUCCAGAAUUCACAGUUGAAGAUUUUCACGAUACUUUCAUGGAAGUAUUGGAUCGUGUUGGAGAAGGCAGUGAUGUAUUUUCACAGAAAGAUUUACAUAAACUAUUUAAUGAACAAGGCUAUUCAGAUUAUAUUGUAGUGUAUCUCCGCCUAAUAACUUCUGGACAGCUUCAGAAGGAUUCAGAAUUUUACCAACAUUUUAUAGAGGGAGAUCGUUCAAUUGCUGAUUUUUGUCAUCAGGAAGUGGAACCUAUGUAUAAGGAGAGUGACCACAUCCAUAUCAUAGCCCUUAGCUCAGCUUUGGACAUAGGUAUUCGUGUAAGAUGCAUGGACAGAGGAGAGGGAGUGGAGGUGAUUGCUCAUGAUUUUCCAGAAGGGUGCAGCCCAGCUGUUCAUCUUUUGUACCGACCAGGUCACUAUGAUAUAUUGUAUCCAUGAGCGCAGCUGGCUAAUCGUAUGCUAAAAGGGGCUUGAAGUAUGAUGUUCUUUUGUGCACCGUUUUUAUUUUCAUACAAAUUUUGUCACUGGAGCACCAACUGUGCUGUACAAGCAUUUUGGAUAUUUCUGUAUUCCAAAGUGUGUUCUACAGAAAAUUUGUAUUAAGUUGCUAUGUACAUUAAAAUAAAUUUUUAAUAAAAUUUUCUGUAUUGUUA